UGUCAAAUUGUUAUUAAUCAUUAUUGUUGUUUGAAAAUGAUAAUAUUUAUUUAUUGUUUUUGGGCCAGAUAAAAAUGUCUGAGAACCAUGUAAGCGAUUACAUGAGCGACACAGAAAGCUCCGAGGAUGAGAUAGAGCCCAAAUUAAAAUACGUGAGACUGUCAAACGAUCUACAAAGCAUAUUGCUGAAGUCGUCCGCAACAUGUAUUGCCGUACAUCCAAAAUUUAUCUGCCUCGGCUCACAUUGGGGCGUCAUCCAUAUCCUAGACCACCAAGGUAACAGUAUUCAAGGCAAAGAACUGAAAGCGCAUACUGUGAGUGUCAAUCAAAUUUCGAUAGACUCUAAUGGAGAGUUCAUCGCUACUUGCUCGGACGAUGGGCGUGUUUUCAUACACAGUUUGUUCUCGAAGGAGAAUAAUGUCCACUUGAACUUGGGCAGAUUAGUGAAAACUAUAGCGUUAGAUCCGUGUUAUUACAAAUAUGGCUCAAACAAGAGAUUCAUCACAGGUGAUGAUAGACUUACUCUUUAUGAGCGCACAUUUCUGGGCGGUCUGCGGCCAACCGUAUUGUGUGAGAGUGAAGGGUUAGUUAAGAGUUUGUGUUGGGGUGAGAACUUUCUCGCCUGGUCCAGUAACAUAGGCGUGAGGGUAUACGACAUGAACGCCAGGUGCUCAUUAGGUCUUAUCAAAUGGGAGGAACAUCCAGGGAUUUCGAUAGAUAAAUUCAGAUGUAAUUUGAGGUGGGCAGAUAGCAGAACCCUUUUAAUAGGUUGGGUGGAUACCGUAAGGGUUUGCGUUAUAAGAAAACGUAGCAAUAUUGAAUUGGCAAAUCGAGACUUACCCGAAUACUUGGUCGAUCCAGUAUCCACAUUCCAAACAGAGUUCUAUUUAAGCGGCAUUGCACCCUUAGACCACCAACUGGUCCUUCUGGGUGUCCCUAAAGAGCUCGAUGAAAAUCAAAAAUCUUUACGUCCACAGUUGUACAUAGUAGAGUAUAGGGAUAACGAUUACACUGAUAUCUGUACUGACAGCUUAUCGUUGAGGGGGUACGAGGAGUACAGCGUAAACGAUUACCACUUAGACGUCCUGCUGGAAGAAAAUAGAUUUUUCAUUGUCGCACCCAAAGACGUCGUUAUCGCCAGCCCCUAUGACCUGGAUGAUAGGAUACAGUGGUUUAUUCAGCACAGUAAAUUCGACGAAGCGUUGGAUAUUUUAAUGCAGAACGAUAGCCGCAGCAUCAACAGGCACACGAUUCAGUCAGUGGGGGUCGACUAUCUUGACUAUUUGCUUAGCAGGGGAAUGUACGAUGCGGCGGGUAGGUUGGGGUUAAAGAUUUUUGGGAAAAAUCCGAAUUUGUGGGAGGACCAGAUCUAUAAGUUCGCCAGUGUGCAUCAGUUGAGAUCGGUGAGUCCCUACAUACCAAGAACGUUGGAUUCGAAGCUAAAUCCUCACAUUUACGAGAUGAUACUUUAUGAAUAUCUGAAGUUGGACUCCCAGGGUUUCUUGAACUUGGUGAAAGAGUGGAACCCUGGCUUGUACAAUAUCGCGGCAGUCAUAAAUGCCGUAUUGGAACACCUGUUGAACUGUGAGGUGGACAAAAAUAUUUAUUUGGAGGCGUUGGCCAUUUUGUACAGCUACGAGAAAAAGUAUGACAGGAGCUUGUCGAUGUACCUGAAGCUCAAACACAAAGACGUCUUCACGUUGAUACAAAAGCAUAACCUGUACGGCGUCAUACAGGACAUGCUAAUCGACCUCAUGGAUCUGGACCACAAGAAAACUAUCGAGCUGUUGCUCGAGAAGAACACUAUCUCCUCCGAUAAGAUCGUCGAGAAGCUCAGGCAAAACGAGCUACACCUGUACAGGUACUUGGACGAAUACGACAAGAAGAAUCCCAAAGGGAAGUACCACAAGGAGUUGGUCAAGCUGUACGCCAUCUUCGCCAGGGCAAAGCUGCUGCCGUUUCUGAAGAAAUCCGACUUUUACCCCAUUCAGGAAGCCCUGGAUAUCUGCCAGAAGGAGAAAUACUAUCCGGAGAUGGUGUACCUUUUAGGAAGGAUAGGCGACACCAAGGAGGCCCUGGAACUCAUCAUAAACGAGCUGAAGGACAUGCAGCACGCCAUAUCGUUCUGUCAGGAGCACGACGACCCGGAUCUGUGGAACGAUCUCAUAGACCACUGCGUGGACAAGCCAGAGUUCGUUACGUUCCUGCUGCAAAGCAUCGGGACGUACGUCGACCCCACUGUACUAGUCCUCAAAAUCAAGAAGGACAUGAAGAUACCCGGCUUGAAAAAUUCCCUGGUCAAGAUGCUGAACCAGUACAACUUACAGGUCUCCGUUCAAGAAGGCUGCAAGAAGAUUUUGGUGUCCGACUACUUCAACCUGCAAAAAAAACUGGUGACGGUGCACCAGAAAGGUGUUUCAGUGUGCGACGAGGUAGUCUGCGGGGCCUGCCACCGAAAAUUGAUAGAGAAAGAUCCAUCCCGGGCGGUCAGCCUGGCCAUGUUCAACUGCAAACACGCCUUCCACCUGCAGUGCUUACCCGACAACGCCACUAUAUGCGGCAUCUGCUACACGUUGGAACAAAAGUAGUCCCCUUUAUUCUGUACAAGUGUGAAGGUACCUAUCCACCCACGCGGUGAUGUUAGAACCUGCAUUACAACCCUCCACGUCGAACUGGGAGGAAAAGUGAACAAGGA
Anoplophora glabripennis (Asian longhorned beetle) is the source of this 2695-nucleotide messenger RNA. RefSeq names its product vacuolar protein sorting-associated protein 41 homolog (gene lt). Gene Ontology annotation, cellular component: late endosome; HOPS complex. The record is from RefSeq and is a predicted model, not a curated record. Gene Ontology annotation, biological process: protein targeting to vacuole; endosomal vesicle fusion; vesicle-mediated transport. The transcript has 16 exons. Lineage: Eukaryota; Metazoa; Arthropoda; Insecta; Coleoptera; Cerambycidae. The coding region runs from base 75 to 2588 and encodes 837 amino acids. Gene Ontology annotation, molecular function: protein binding.